AUGCGAUAUAAAAGUUCUUAUCUUGGCCAUUUGACUCAUGAACAUGGUCUCAAAGUGGUGUUUCAUAUCGAACCAUACAAUAGACGUACGGCUGAGAGCAUCAAAGCCGAUAUUCAAUGGAUCUAUGCCAAUUAUGGUGCUCAUCCGGCUUUUCAUCAACAAGUUCGAUCGACGAAAUGGGGCACGAGUAGGAUGGCUCGAGAAAUUGUCUAA
Rotaria sp. Silwood2 is the source of this 213-nucleotide messenger RNA. NCBI's taxonomy places the organism in Eukaryota, Metazoa, Rotifera, Eurotatoria, Philodinida, Philodinidae. The record is from the annotation of a GenBank genome assembly.